UCUCUUCCCCCAUAACCAAAUUCAUCAGAAUUAUGGAAGCGCCUGAGUUCUUUCAACCACCGCCCCCCGCUGACCAUUUCAUCGUCGAGGACCUCCUCGAUUUUUCCAACGAGGAUCCUGACGUCUCUCAUUUCAACUCCUCCGUCGCCGGCGAUUCCAUCGGCUCCUCAUCCGUUACCGCUGUUGACAGCUGCAAUUCGUCCUCACUUUCUGGUUCGGCACCGAAUUUCGCGGGUGAUGUUGGUUGCCGUAGUUUCAUCGAUGGUCAGUUCGCUGAUGACCUCUGUGUGCCGUACGACGAUUUAGCUGAGUUGGAAUGGCUGUCGAAUUUCGCUGAGGAAUCGUUUUCGAGUGAGGACUUGCAAAAGCUCCAGUUGAUAUCCGGGAUGAAAACCCGACCCACCGUAUCAUCGGAUACACGUGGUUUCCAACACGAACUUCGCAACCAAAUUGACAAUGUCAUCGAUAGCGGUGAUAACAGUCUGGUUUUCCGUCAGGACAUGACGGUGCCCGCCAAGGCAAGAAGCAAACGCUCCCGUGCAGUGCCAUGCAAUUGGGCGUCCCACCUCCUUGUCCUCAGCCCGACAAUUUCGUCUUCCGAACCAGAUAUCGUCGUCCUGGUGCAACCACCUCCCCAGAACCAUCCCGGUAAAAAGCCCGUAAAAACGACGUCGUCGAAGAAGAAGGACGGAGGCGAAGCGAGUUCGGACGGGCGGAAGUGCCUGCACUGUGCUACGGAUAAGACGCCGCAGUGGCGGACUGGACCCAUGGGCCCGAAAACACUAUGCAACGCUUGUGGUGUGAGGUAUAAAUCAGGGCGACUUGUGCCCGAGUACCGACCCGCUGCCAGCCCAACAUUUGUGCUCACCAAGCAUUCAAAUUCUCACCGUAAGGUCCUUGAGCUUAGGCGACAGAAAGAGAUGGUAAGAGCCCAACAUCAAUUCAUGCAUCACCACCAUCAUCAAAACAUGAUUUUUGAUGUAUCCAACGGUGAUGAUUACUUGAUCCACCAACCCAUGGGUCAUGAUUUCAGGCAGCUGAUCUAGUGAAUGGUAGAUGAGAGCUCCUAACUUUUCCCCAGACUUAAUUUAGCUACUG
This is a messenger RNA of Hibiscus syriacus, 1098 nucleotides long. RefSeq names its product GATA transcription factor 12-like. Bases 33 to 1046 code for a protein of 337 amino acids. Lineage: Eukaryota; Viridiplantae; Streptophyta; Magnoliopsida; Malvales; Malvaceae. The transcript has 2 exons. Gene Ontology annotation, molecular function: sequence-specific DNA binding; zinc ion binding. Gene Ontology annotation, cellular component: nucleus. Gene Ontology annotation, biological process: positive regulation of DNA-templated transcription. The record is from RefSeq and is a predicted model, not a curated record.